Messenger RNA from Linum tenue, 3876 nucleotides. The record is from the annotation of a GenBank genome assembly. NCBI's taxonomy places the organism in Eukaryota, Viridiplantae, Streptophyta, Magnoliopsida, Malpighiales, Linaceae.
ACCGAGGGUGGCCUACCGUACUAAAAAUGGGGGAUGUAAUUUGACCCACCAACCGAAAUCUCGUCUAAAGCAGACAAAAGGAGAAGGAUCGAGCAGAAGUUAGUCCAUUAUGCUAGAGAGAGAGAGGAUGAAGAGCAGUAGAGCACAGAAGAAGAGUGACAAUCAUCAAUGCAAAAAAAUGGAGCUGUCAAGAAAAGCUCUCACUUCCCCUUCUUCUCUCCACCCCCUCGUAAUCAUAAUCGGCUUCUUCAAUCCAAACCCAUGAAAAUUUAGGACCAAAUUGAUCUUCUUUUCGCCCCGCGAAUUCCUCCGUCCCCUCCUCCGUCUUCGUUCGCCGCUUCAGUUUCUGUUCACAUUUGCGUGUAAAUUCCACUCUCCCUGUCUCUGGACACCUGUCUCUACAACUGGAAUUCGCUUUCCAAUUUCCAUGCCGCCCAGUUCCCAAAGUUUCAGUCUUUUCCCGUAAUUCUGAGCUACAUUGUGAACCCAGGGGAAGAAAAAGGGGACAAAAGUAUAAUUUGAUUGUCGGCGAUGGCGGAAAGUGGGGAUGUGAGCCGACUGAGAGUUGGGUUGCUGUUGAUUCUGUGUUUCCUGAGACGGGUUCACGCCGUUACGGAUCCUAACGACUUCAAAGUGCUGAUGGAUUUCAAGAAGGGGCUGAAAAACCCAGAGCUUCUCCGGUGGCCGGAGAGCGGCGGCGACGAUGACCCGUGUGGCCCGCCGUUGUGGCCCCACGUGUUCUGUUCCGACGGGAGGGUGACCCAGAUUCAGGUCCAGAAUUUGAGCCUCGUGGGUUCACUGCCGGAGAAUUUCAACCAGCUCACCAAGCUCUACAACUUGGGCCUCCAGAGGAACGAUUUCGCCGGCAAGCUGCCCACUUUCAGAGGUUUAUCCGAAUUGCAAUACGCCUUUUUGGAUUUCAAUCAUUUCGACGCGAUUCCUUUUGAUUUCUUCGAUGGGUUAGCCAGCAUUCGAGUUCUCUCCUUGGAUAACAACCCUUUGAACCGCACCGCCGGUUGGUCUUUCCCGGCUGCCUUGGAAGGCUCCAGUCAGCUGACCAAUCUGUCCAUUUCCAAUUGCAGCUUGGUCGGGCCAUUGCCUGAUUUUGUAGGGAAAAUGCCGCUUCUGAACUCUCUGAGGCUUUCUUACAACCAGUUGGCGGGCGAAAUCCCUGCGAAUUUCGGGCAGUCUUCGAUGACGGUUCUGUGGCUGAAUAACCAGGAGGGAGGGGGGUUGAGUGGUACAUUGGAUGUUGUUAGUAAAAUGACUUCAUUGACAGAACUCUGGCUUCAGGGGAAUUCGAUCACCGGGACGAUUCCUAAUAGUAUUGGAGCUCUGGUAUUGCUGAAAAGGCUCAAUCUCAAUGGAAACAAGCUAGCUGGUGUGAUUCCUCAGGGAUUGGCUGAUCUUGAGCUUGAAAACUUGGACUUGAACAACAAUCACUUCAUGGGUCCAAUCCCAAAGUUCAAGGCAAGCAAGGUUAGUUUUGAUUCCAAUUCAUUUUGUCAAUCUAAACCGGGGCUUCCUUGUGCCGAGGAUGUCAAUGUGCUGUUAGAUUUCGUUGCUGAUUUGAAUUAUCCUGUGAGCAUUGCUUCUGAAUGGAGUGGCAAUGAUCCCUGUGGAGUGCCAUGGCCCGGGUUGAACUGUGAUGCUAACUCCAAAGUCUCUGUGAUCAACUUGCCUCGACGGAAUCUAACUGGUACUCUCAGCCCUUCUCUAGCUAAGCUCACUUCAUUGCUUCAUGUCAAUCUACAAGGAAACAAUAUAACCGGUUCGAUUCCUGAAAAUUUCACUAGUUUGGAGGCCUUAAGAGUGCUGGAUGUUAGUGGCAACAAUCUAAGUCCUCCAUUACCCAAAUUCCAUGAUGGUGUUAAGCUCGUCAUCGAUGGAAACCCUCUUCUGGUCAAUCAAGGUCAACCCCUUUCUCCUCCUAUUGGCUCUCCACUUCCUCCAAGUUCACAAGCCACUCCACCCGGGAGGAAGCCAAUUAUAAGGUCACCACCAUCGUCUUCUAGUGUGCCAUCUUUAGCCAAUUCAACUGCCCAAGUGAAGGAAAAAUCGAAAGGGAACAAACUGGUUAUGGUAGCUGGUUUUGUGGCAGGUUCACUAUUGAUUCUCUUGGUGAUUGGUUUGUGUCUAUAUUUAAGCUGUAUGAAAAGGAAGAAAGCAUCAGGGGCCUCGAGCUUGUUUGUAGUUCACCCUAGGGAUCCAUCUGACCCCGAACGCAAUUUGAAAAUUGCAGUCGUAAGUAACUAUACUGGGAGAUUGUCCAACACUUCACUGAGUAGCGGUACAACUGAGGGCUCUCGUAUGAUGGACUCUGGAGGCAUGAUCUUAUCAGUCCAGGUUCUUAAGAAGGUGACCAAUGACUUUGACCCAGAGAAUGAGCUUGGCCACGGAGGAUUCGGAACUGUCUAUAAAGGUCAACUAGAAGAUGGGACGAUGAUAGCUGUCAAGAGAAUGGAGGCUGGUGUGAUCAACAGCAAAGCCCUUGGCGAGUUUGAAGCGGAGAUAGCUGUUCUUUCUAAAGCUCGCCACCGCCACUUAGUCUCGCUUUUGGGGUACGCUAUCGGAGGAUGUGAGAGACUACUUGUCUAUGAGUAUAUGUCUCAGGGUGCUCUGAGUAGACACCUUUUCCAGUGGAAGAAGUUUAACUUGGACCCUCUUUCUUGGACGAGAAGGUUGAGCAUUGCACUUGAUGUUGCUAGAGGAAUGGAGUACCUUCAUAGCAUGGCUAGGGAGACGUUUAUUCAUCGAGAUCUCAAGUCGUCCAACAUUCUUCUGGGGGAGGAUUUUCGUGCCAAGGUCUCGGAUUUCGGGUUGGUGAAGCUUGCUCAGAAUGGACAUGAUUCUGUUGCUACUAAGCUCGCUGGAACAUUUGGAUAUCUUGCUCCUGAAUAUGCUGUAACUGGAAAGAUCACGACGAAAUCCGAUGUCUUCAGCUACGGAGUGGUGCUGAUGGAGCUCCUGACAGGGCUAACCGCGCUGAACGAAGAGCGUGCUGAGGAAACCCGGUACCUGCCAGACUGGUUUCGCCACAUCAGAUCAUCAGACCGAGACAAGAUGAUGAACGCCAUCGACCCAUCGCUCGAAAAGACCGAAGAAACAAUCGAGAGCAUCACGAUCGUGGUCGCGCUGGCAGGCCACUGCACCGCGAGAGAGCCCAGCCAGAGGCCCGACAUGAGUCACGCGGUGAACGUUCUUGCACCGCUCGUGGAGAAGUGGAAGCCGACCGAGGACAUCUCUCAGAACUUCGCCGGGAUGGAUCUCCAUGCUCCCUUAAUGCAGAUACUGAAAGUCUGGCAUGAUAAAGGCACGAGCAGCUCUUCGGACGAAGCUUCUUCGACUUCGGUGAGCUACUGUGGUGAUAGCAAGAGCAGCCACUCCGCUGGCGCGACCUGGUGUCCUGACUCCUUCAAUUCUGGUAAUUGUCGAUAAGUGAUUGUAUAUGCUUCAGUUUGUGCUAUGAUCCUGUCAAUGUCUCGUUGUAUCGGAUAUAUUACCAGGUUUUGAGAUGUGGAGAAUGUGACAUUUUGGUUUUAUGGUGUUGGUGGUGGAUGUAGAUAGAUAGAAACUAGACAUGCCCGUUUGUUGUUGAUUUCAUAUUAGUUUUGUUUUCGUUGGUUGAGUUGGCUAGUUUACUUUCAUAACAAGUUCCUUGAAGGUUGUGAUCGAAUUCGACUUGUUUUCUCUUUGUUUAUCUAAUGUGAUGCUUUCGCUGUAUGCUGCACUUGAUCUAUAGACAACCGACUUGACUCAACCCGAGAUUUGCUCACGUCGAAGCGAUGCAAUGUUUGGUUAAUGUACUUGGAAAGUUCAUUUAUGUCAUAUCUACUACAAGGAACACGUUCGUGGCUAAUCAUUUUUGCCUACUGA